Molecule: messenger RNA, 670 nt
Organism: Tachysurus fulvidraco (yellow catfish)
Lineage: Eukaryota; Metazoa; Chordata; Actinopteri; Siluriformes; Bagridae
Product: transient receptor potential cation channel subfamily V member 2-like
Exons: 3
Coding region: 160-573 (137 amino acids)
Biological process (GO): calcium ion import across plasma membrane
Cellular component (GO): membrane
Molecular function (GO): calcium channel activity
Source: RefSeq, a predicted model, not a curated record
AAACGCUGUGCUGAGCUGCUCAUUUAGAAAGGGGCAGAUGUCCAUGCAAAGGCCUGUGGGACGUUCUUCCAACCACUUAGUGAAACAUGCUUCUACUUUGGGGAGCUUCCACUUUCUCUGGCAGCAUGUACUAAUCAGAAAGACAUAGUAGAUCUGCUGAUGGAAAAAGCAGAUGUGAGGUAUAAAGACACUCUGGGCAACACAGUUCUCCAUGCUCUUGUGAUGGUGGCUGAUAACAGCCCUGUAAAUACAGACUUCAUCACUUCCAUGUACGACUACAUUCUUACCAAAGACGCUGCUAAGAAUCCCGAACAGGAGAGGCUGGAGGACAUUGAGAACGAUCAGGGACUUACAUCCAUCAAGCUGGCUGCGAAGUUAGGAAGGAUUGGGGACAGACAGCUCUUCAUAUCGCCAUUGAGAGGAGAAACAAAGACUGUGCUGAGCUGCUCAUACAGAACGGGGCAAAUGUCCAUGCAAAGGCCUGUGGGACGUUCUUCCAGCCACUUAGUGAAACAUGCUUCUACUUUGGUAAGUGACGAGGAGGUGAAAAAAAAAUUCUGUAUAAGAUCAUAGAUUAUACCUACGUAGCUUAAUCCAUAAUAAAUUCCAAACAGGGGAGCUUCCACUUUCUCUGGCAGCAUGUACUAAUCAGAAAGACAUAGUAGAUCUG